Messenger RNA from Paramuricea clavata, 516 nucleotides. Lineage: Eukaryota; Metazoa; Cnidaria; Anthozoa; Malacalcyonacea; Plexauridae. The record is from the annotation of a GenBank genome assembly.
AUGAAGGCUAUCCUCGGACAUCCACAUGCCUUUGUGGAUCGUGAGACGUUGCGGACACUUUUCGCUGAAGUUGUUGGUAUCCUUAACACGCGUCCGUUGUGUCCAAGCAGUGAUGAUCCAAAAGAUAUGAAAGCCCUAACGCCAAGCCAUUUCCUCCAGCAAUGUCAAGGAUUGGCUAUUCCUCCUGGAGUGUUCGAUGAUUCAGAGAUGUUCUCACGUAAGAAAUGGAAGAGAGCGCAGGUUCUAGCAAAUCAAUUUUGGGUCCGCUGGGUUCGAGAGUAUCUUCCCAUUCUUCAAGUAAGGAAAAAGUGGCUUGUGCCGAAAAGAAAUCUUCAAGUGAAUGAUCUCGUGUUGGUCGUUGACUCAACCCAGCCAAGAAGUCAUUGGAAUCUAGGACGUGUGACGAAGGUGUUUCCUGGCACGGACGGUUUAGUACGCACAGCCGAAGUAAAGACCCAGUCGUCGUUACUAGUGAGACCUAUCGCAAAGCUUUGCUUGUUAGAAGAGACGAAAUGA